AUGGGCAGGGGCAACAACAAGCGCGCAUGGCAGGGAGGCGACAAACGAAGAUACCAUGACGCUGGGGAUCAGGAGAAGAACGCAGGCCCGCCGCCAGAAGCUUUCACGAGAGCGUACGAGGCGCAGCUCACCGAUGGCGACGACAUGGCUAGCGAACUCAUCCGCUGGGCUGGCGAUGGACCAGAACUGUGGCUUGAUCGCCAUGACAUUCUUCACAUGCUCCCCCAGCUCGACGUGUCUCCUCCGUCACCAACGCGGUCGAACGUGUCUUCCUCGUGGUCUCUCCCGGAUGACGCCGAGUCUCUGUUUGACAUCUCAGGUGACGAGGCGGAGGAGGAGUACAAGCGCAAGAAACGACAAACCUGGGUUAAUGAUCUUCGGGAGGCGCGUCUUCGAGAGCGAGAGAGGGAGGACGAGGAGGAGGAGCAGAAGCGGGUAGAGGCGACGAGGCGGGACGAAUCACCGCCCCCCGACAUCCGCAAAAUGAUGGAGCACACAGCCAAGUCGCUCGCUGGGUCCGCCAACCCGGCCCAGCUCGAAGCUCGCAUCACGGCGCGACAUGGCAAUACGGACCCGAGGUUCGCCUUCCUCCGCCCUGGCGGACCGUUCUCGAGCGUGUGGGAGAAGAUCCGCGCCAGAACACUCGGGCUUAAUGUUACAUCUGCUAUUGCUACAGAGAAUCCGAAGGGGAAGCCGAAGGUUGGUGGUGGGCUUCUGGCGGGGUACGGCAGCGACUCGGAAUCGGACUCAGACUCAGGCCCGCCUCCGCCGCCGCCGGAUGAGCCGCCGCCACCACCGCCGGGUAGCCCGCCUCCCCCUCCCCCGGGGAGUCCACCACCACCACCACGGUAG
This is a messenger RNA of Trichosporon asahii var. asahii CBS 2479, 852 nucleotides long. RefSeq lists its product as uncharacterized. Gene Ontology annotation, biological process: RNA processing. The record is from RefSeq and is a predicted model, not a curated record. Lineage: Eukaryota; Fungi; Basidiomycota; Tremellomycetes; Trichosporonales; Trichosporonaceae. Gene Ontology annotation, molecular function: RNA binding. The transcript has 3 exons. The coding region runs from base 1 to 852 and encodes 283 amino acids.